AUGACAUCAUCAGUUUCUCUCAGCAACAUGUUCCUAGGCUUGAUAUGCCUUGCUAUCGUUGACUUGAACUUUGGACUUAUUAUUCAAAAAGAAGCGAAUAUACUCGCACCCAAUAGCACGUGCUUCCAAAUGCAACACGAGUCCACUUUUGGGAUAAGAAAUUUAGAGCUCUCCAUAUAUGAUACCGCGAUCAACAGUGCCUUCACUUACAAUAUAAAAGCAAAAUUUAUGGCUCCCUUGUGGCCGCUUCCUAAUCAUCCUAUCAUACUAUAUACCUAUCAAUUGUACGAAUAUGAAAGUGACGGAAUCAACCUGGGCAAUAUGAUAGAAGAAAAGAAUAUCCAAUUAGAAGAUGUUUAUCAGAUAAACAACGAAUUCCUUAUCAGAAAUUUAGAGAAGAGUGUGAAAUACUUCUUAACGGUUUUCGUUUCAUAUCAACAUCUUGAAAUUUUGGGGCAGUAUUCGGCUAUGAACAUAUUCAAAUAUAUCCUUAAAUUGAAAUUAAGUUAA
Gordionus sp. m RMFG-2023 is the source of this 510-nucleotide messenger RNA. RefSeq lists its product as uncharacterized. Bases 1 to 510 code for a protein of 169 amino acids. The record is from RefSeq and is a predicted model, not a curated record. Lineage: Eukaryota; Metazoa; Nematomorpha; Gordioida; Chordodea; Parachordodidae. The transcript is spliced from 4 exons.